This is a messenger RNA of Asparagus officinalis (garden asparagus), 1844 nucleotides long. RefSeq names its product kinesin-like protein KIN-1. NCBI's taxonomy places the organism in Eukaryota, Viridiplantae, Streptophyta, Magnoliopsida, Asparagales, Asparagaceae. Gene Ontology annotation, cellular component: kinesin complex; microtubule. Bases 136 to 1575 code for a protein of 479 amino acids. The transcript is spliced from 17 exons. Gene Ontology annotation, biological process: microtubule-based movement; cytoskeleton-dependent intracellular transport. The record is from RefSeq and is a predicted model, not a curated record. Gene Ontology annotation, molecular function: ATP binding; ATP hydrolysis activity; microtubule binding.
UAUAUAGUCGCCUCCACCACUUUCAUUUUCAAAACUUCGCCCCUCCAAUUCUAGUGACGAGGAGAACUUUUGAGGAGCUCUGAGAGAAAAUUUCAGAUUUGUGGGAAGGAUUGGGUCUUAUUCAGAGCAUAAAGGAUGUCAAAUGUUAAGGUUUGUGUGCGAUUUAGACCUCUGUCCUCAAGGGAGAGAAGAAUCUGCGGAGAUGAUAUAUGCUUCGAUCGUUUAGAUGAAGAGUCAUUUGUAUUCAAGGAUGAGAAAGGAGAAGAUACUACAUUUUGUUUUGACAGGGUUUUCUAUCAGGAUGCCAAACAGAGGGAUCUCUAUGAGUUUCUAGCUAUGUCUAUAGUUCAAGACACUGUGAAUGGGAUUAACGGGACCAUCAUCACUUAUGGACAGACUGGAGCAGGAAAGACGUACAGCUUGGAGGGCCCGGGUAUUUUAGAGUUUGAUGAAUGCCGUAAAGGGCUGUUGCCACGAGUCAUAGAUGGACUUUUUGAAUGUCUAAAAUCUUCUACCGAUAUGUCUGCACACACCAUUAAAAUUUCCAUGGUGGAGAUCUAUAUGGAGAGAGUAAGGGAUCUUUUGGAUGUAUCAAAAGACAACCUGCAAAUCAGGGAGGGGAAAGGCCAAGGAAUUUAUCUUUCUGGGGCAACUGAGGUUUCUAUUUCAGACCUCACAGAAGCCAUAGCCUUGAUUAAUCGUGGAAUUGCUAAUAAAGCAGUUGGAUCUACACAAAUGAACGUGACAAGUAGCAGAAGCCACUGUCUUUAUACAUUGUCAGUUCAGUAUGAAUCUGCAGUUGAUGGGAAGGUAAAGUCUGGAAAACUUAUGCUUGUGGACUUAGCUGGUUCCGAGAAAGUUGAGAAAACUGGUGCUGAGGGUAAAGUCCUUGAAGAAGCAAAAACCAUUAACAAAUCCCUCUCAGCUCUUGGGAAUGUAAUCAAUGCUUUGACAACUGGUAAAAGGAGUCAUAUACCUUACCGCAGUUCUAAGCUUACUCGCAUUCUUGAGGAUUCAUUGGGUGGGAAUUCUAGAACUGCACUGCUUUGCUGCUGCUCUCCUAGUUCAUCCAAUACUUUAGAAAGCAUGUCUACUCUCCGCUUCGGAACUAGAGCAAAGCUGAUAAAGCCACAACGACAAGAGGAAAUAUUUGAGGAGGUUUCUAAUGGAAUAUCACAGGAAGAAGAUUUGGUAGAUGCUGAUCUUAGCACGGCACAGGGAACUAUCCCUCAGUUGGAAAUACAGCAGGUUAUCCUUGAUCCUGUCUCAUUGCAUCAGACUUUUAAAGAACUCAGAAAUGAGGUGUCGAAGCUAAUCUUUAAAUACUGCAAACGUAUAUGGCAUUCUAAAUUUUCUGUCUACAUUGAUGUAUGUUGUCUGCUGCAUGUAUUAUAUCCUGGGCCAUUGCAGAUGAUAAGGAUGAAUGAAGCACUGCGGGGCAUACUCCAAACUCAAAGACGUACACUUGAAACUGGAAGAACUACUCUCCAGUGGCUUCAGGGUAUUAAUUCUGCAGCUUUCAUAGUUUGCAUCUUUGUUAUUCUUAACAUGGCUAAAGUAUUUCUUUUGCACUGAAGUCAAUGAACACCGGUCUGGUAUACUAUUCAAUCUUACUACUGUUACUUGCUAAACAUUUUGGAUAGACACUUACCAUAGGAAAAUACGUAGCUUUUUUGCUAUAGGAAAGAAAUAGUGUAAGGUGAUGGUUUUCUUCUUCUUCGUCUUCUUUUCUGUGCGUGGCUCACUGUAUUUUAGAAUUUGGAGGAGGAAAAAUAGGCUGUUGUACCCCAAGUUUCUUUAUGAAUGUUGAUUUUUUAACAAUGGCUAUGAGAGAUGUGACUUGC